Messenger RNA from Orbilia oligospora ATCC 24927, 1344 nucleotides. RefSeq lists its product as uncharacterized. The record is from RefSeq and is a predicted model, not a curated record. NCBI's taxonomy places the organism in Eukaryota, Fungi, Ascomycota, Orbiliomycetes, Orbiliales, Orbiliaceae. The transcript is spliced from 2 exons. Bases 1 to 1344 code for a protein of 447 amino acids.
AUGAGCAUGCAUAUGAAGCCACGCGGACUGAGGAGAGAUACAACAAAGAAAUUCGCCAAACCGUUAGACUCAAGUCCUCCAAAGAUUCAUAUAACCUCUUUCCCUCUGGAGCUCCUCGAAAAGAUAUCUCUUUACGUCGGCAAAACAAACCCUCACUAUUCUUGGAAUUUCUGCCUCGCAAAUGAAUAUUUAUACAGAAGAAUCGGUCCAUCCAAUAAUUUCCUUUGGUACAAAAUCGUCGGUCGUUUCGAGAUCCCCAAAUCCACCAAAUUCAUAAAGUACCACAAAGAUUUCCACUAUGCAACUCUCACUAGACGAAAAUCCACGUGGCCGGACCCUAAGUGCUGUGGAUGUGAGGCUUCAGGGCAGGAACUGGAGACUAUACAAAACUGGAGUCAGUUUAAAAACUUAAUAUAUCUCCUGUUUUGUCAGAAGUGUUUAAAUAAGUAUUACGUUCCCCGAUCAUACAUAUCAGACCUUCGCGACAUAGUCCCAGUCGCUCACGAUUUCUUCAGCGGCAGCGGUUCAGCAAUCAACUCUACCUACCAUGUGUACUGGAAUCGUCGAUCAGAGCGCGUUAGCAAAGAGUUUUACAUUUAUGUUAAAAACGUCUUCAACAUCGAUGACUCCGAUCCGGACCGCAUCCUCACGGAAGGUGAAAAAAAGGAACUGGAACAAAAAUUCAGCAUUUUUAGGCCAUCUUUUAUCCCAGCCGAACAUCAUCGACACGGUCAUGACCGUUCUUAUCUCGAAAAAAUAAUCGAGAUCUACCGUCAAGAAUAUACUUCCUUCCAUUUCUUGUGUACCCCGGAGUACUUCGAAGAACUGUGGAAUGAUUAUGAUAAAGCCUUGAAAAGGUUUAGACGUAAUCAAGUUCGUAUCCCUAUCACAGAACCUGGAGGAGGAAAACCAGAAGGGAUUCGCGACCCACGUUGCGCAUUUUAUCAUUUCCGGUUCUAUUUUCAUCGAAAGUAUCGAUACUCCUCGGAGAAUGACUAUGAAGCCCAACUAGAUAACUACGAAGGGCAAAAGGCAAUUAUCUCAAAGCACAGGUAUUGCCAACAUGUUUUAGUCGGCUUAUUUGGACCAGGAGAUGGGAUAGCAUGGAGGGCGAGUCGGGUUCAACGGCCAGAGUUUUUAUGGGCCUUGUUUGAUGAAUGGCAUAAAGGUUCAUUCGGAUUGGGUCAUUGGCUCCCUGAUAGGCUAGUGGCGAAGUGUCCCUAUUGCUAUAGUUUUUUUCAGGGAUCUGUCAGCGGGGGUACAAGCACAAGGGGCCUUUGGAGGACGCAACCGAAAAACCUGUUAGACCAUAUUAUAGACGAUCACGGGGAUAUGAUUCGUUAA